AUGUGUCUUUCUAAGCCAAUUGAGUCGAGCGCUCUCAGUGAGCCCAAAUAUAUUAACUUUCCCUCUUUACCCACAGAUGCGAAGCACCCAGAUGGCUCCCUCGUACUCAAUCGUCAUUCACACACAAUAACUAAGGGCCAUGACUUCCCUGGCGCUCGGGCCAUGCUGUAUGCUGCCGGUGUCCCCGAUACAGAAGCGAUGGCCAAGAGCCCACAUGUUGGUGUGGCCUCAGUAUGGUGGGAGGGAAACCCUUGCAACAUGCACUUGAUGGAUCUGGCCAAAACCGUCAAGAAGUCUGUUGUGGACCUGGGCAUGCUUGGAUGGCAGUACAACACCAUUGGUGUUUCCGAUGCAAUCACCAUGGGCAGCGAAGGUAUGAGAUUCUCCCUCCAGACUCGAGAAGUCAUUGCCGAUAGUAUUGAGACUGUCACCUGCGCGCAAUACCACGAUGCCUGCGUUGCCAUUCCCGGCUGCGACAAGAACAUGCCCGGUGUUGUAAUGGGAAUGGCUCGUCACAACCGGCCAUCAAUCAUGAUCUACGGAGGAACCAUUGGCAUUGGAUACUCCGAGCACCUGCGCAAGCCCAUCAAUGUCUCAACAUGCUUUGAGGCCGCGGGUGCUUACGCCUACGGCACGCUGCGCCAGCCCGACGAUGGCGGCGACACGACCAAGACCCAAGACGAAAUUAUGGAUGACUUGGAAAAGCAUGCUUGCCCUGGCGCUGGCGCCUGUGGCGGCAUGUUUACGGCGAACACCAUGGCUACGGCUAUUGAGUCGAUGGGACUGUCUCUUCCCGGGUCGUCGUCGACGCCCGCUGAAUCACCGUCCAAGAUGCGCGAGUGCGUCCGCGCUGCAGAGGCUAUCAAGGUCUGCUUAGAGAAGAAUAUCAAGCCCCGGGAUCUGCUCACCAAACGAUCUUUCGAGAAUGCUCUCGUCAUGACCAUGGCGCUCGGCGGUAGUACCAAUGGUGUUCUUCAUUUCCUAGCCAUGGCCCGGACAGCCAAUGUUGACUUGACGCUGGAUGACAUCCAGCGAGUCAGCAACAAGAUCCCCUUUAUUGCCAACCUUUCUCCCAGCGGCAAGUACUACAUGGCGGAUCUGUACGAGAUCGGAGGAAUCCCGUCCGUCCAGAAGCUAUUGAUCGCAGCGGGUCUCCUGGACGGCGAUAUCCCGACUGUGACGGGUAAGACGCUAGCCGAGAACGUCGCAUCAUUCCCUUCGCUGGCCGAGGGCCAGGACUUGAUCCGCCCCCUGAGUAACCCAAUCAAGGCAAGCGGCCACCUGCAGAUCCUUCGUGGAAACCUUGCUCCAGGCGGCGCAGUCGCCAAGAUAACCGGCAAGGAAGGACUAAGCUUCACCGGCAAAGCGCGCGUCUUCGAUAAGGAGCACCGCCUCAACGAGGCGCUCAACGAAGGCCGCAUCCCACGUGGCGAGAACCUCGUCAUCAUUGUGCGCUACGAGGGCCCCAAGGGUGGCCCAGGAAUGCCGGAACAGCUCAAGGCCAGUGCCGCUCUAAUGGGAGCCAAGCUGACCAAUGUGGCGCUGAUCACCGACGGCCGGUACUCCGGCGCCAGCCAUGGCUUCAUUGUCGGCCACAUUGUGCCGGAAGCCGCUGUUGGCGGUCCGAUCGCCCUCGUGCGAGACGGGGACGUUAUCACCAUCGAUGCUGAGACAAAUAGUCUAUCUAUGGAUGUAUCAGAUGAGGAGCUUGAGGAGAGACGACGCCAGUGGACGCCUCCUUCACCGCAAAUCACCCGCGGUGUGCUGGCCAAGUACGCCCGAUUGGUUAGUGAUGCGUCACAGGGAGCCAUGACUGAUUUGUUUUGA
This is a messenger RNA of Penicillium soppii, 1827 nucleotides long. It is a transcript of the gene ilv3B, whose product is annotated as putative mitochondrial dihydroxy acid dehydratase. The transcript has 3 exons. NCBI's taxonomy places the organism in Eukaryota, Fungi, Ascomycota, Eurotiomycetes, Eurotiales, Aspergillaceae. The record is from RefSeq and is a predicted model, not a curated record. Bases 1 to 1827 code for a protein of 608 amino acids. Gene Ontology annotation, molecular function: dihydroxy-acid dehydratase activity. Gene Ontology annotation, cellular component: mitochondrion. Gene Ontology annotation, biological process: branched-chain amino acid biosynthetic process.